CAUAGCCGUGUUAGAUCAUCUCUCCAAUAAUGUGAACAAAAAAAAAAAAGAUGAUCUCUCUCUGAGUCUAUAUUUGUUUUAUGCGUGCGAUCACAGAACAAAACAUAAUUUGUUGUUGUUUGUGUUGGAUCUUGUUGAGAUGGAAGAGCAUCAUAACGAGGAUGAUAGUAAGAGAGAGGGGCUACUAUUGAAGAAAGAGAAUAAUUAUAAUUGUUAUGAUGAGAACUGCCCGGGUUGCAAAGUGGAAAGAGCGAAACAAAUGAAGACAGACAUGUCCAUACGAAACCUCUUCAACAUAUGGUUGGUCGUCUUAUGCAGCUCGCUGCCUAUAUCAUCUCUCUUUCCUUACCUUUAUUUCAUGGUAAUUUAGUGCAGCUUGGGGCAUAGGUUUAGUCAUUGGACCAGCAUUGGGAGGCUACCUUGCUCAGCCAGUAGUGAAAUACCCCAAUGUAUUUCCAAAAAACUCAAUUUGGGAUAAGUUCCCAUACUUCUUGCCCUCAUUGAUAAUAUCAAUUUUUUCCUUUGUGGUAUUAAUUCUCUGCAUCUGGCUUCCGGAAACACUACACAACCAUCCUCGGAUCCAUCGAGACGAGUCUGCCGCCGGUGGCCACGACGAUGAUUCUUUAGAAACCGGCGGCACCGGGUCUGAUGAUAAAGACAAAACAAUCCAAAAGGAUGAAAACCUCUUUUUGAAUUGGCCUUUAAUGUCAUCAAUAAUUGUUUAUUGUGUGUUCUCCCUCCAUGAUAUGGCUUACCAAGAGGUUUUUUCAUUAUGGGCUGUAAGUCCUAGAAGAUUGGGGGGUUUGAACUUUACAACAGACAAUGUUGGUGAUGUUCUUUCAGUAACAGGUACUGGUCUUAUAAUAUAUCAGCUUUUUCUAUACCCAAAAUUGGAAAAAGCUUUUGGGCCUAUUGGGCUUGCUCGCAUUGCUGGGGUAGUAUCCAUACCUCUGUUACAGAGUUACCCCUUCAUAGCAAUGUUGUCAGGAUUCACACUCUACCUUCUCAUAAAUAUUGCUUCUGUCUCUAAAAACCUUCUGCAGGUGUCCAUUAUAACUGGUAUGUUCCUGCUUCAAAAUAGAGCAGUGGAACAACAUCAAAGAGGGGCAGCUAAUGGCAUUGCCAUGACUGCUAUGUCAAUUUUCAAAACAAUUGGUCCAGCUGGAGGAGGGGCAAUAUUAGCUUGGUCACAGAAAAGGAUGGAUGCUUCUUUUCUACCAGGAGUUCAUAUGUUGUUCUUUAUCCUGAAUAUUGUUAUGGGACUUGGAGUGCUUUUACUAUUUACACCAUUCCUCACCAUAAGGAAGAACAUACCCACAAGUUAAUUAAUUAUGCUAUCUUAUCAAUUUUAAUUAAUUAAUGCCUUAUUUGAAUUCUAUUAUUGGUCAUUCAUGGUGACUGGGAGAUACUACUAACAAAGCGUUAGUAAUUCUAGUCAUAUGAUUAUUUUAAGGAGUUAAACAUUGAUUAAGAAAUCUUAAGUUUUAUGUAUAUUAUUACAUUAUUACAUGUUACAUGUUUUAAUUUCUUAUUCUUAU
Molecule: messenger RNA, 1538 nt
Organism: Arachis ipaensis
Lineage: Eukaryota; Viridiplantae; Streptophyta; Magnoliopsida; Fabales; Fabaceae
Source: RefSeq, a predicted model, not a curated record